AUGUAUCUUAUUUUAAGCCAUUCUGGAGGUCCUCCUUCUAAAAUUGCUGCCUCUGGAUGUGUGACACGAUUUGACACGGUGGACCUUCAUUAUGCCUGGGUUAUCGAAGACUUCAGUGCUCAAAUGGACCUCCACUCCAUCGGAGAGCAUCUGACGAGCAAGAAUUUUGGCGACAAUGAUCAUGAAUUCGUCCUGAAGCUGUUUCCUGCUGGAAAGGACGAGGAUUGCACAGGAUACAUCUCUUUAUACCUGCAAAUUAUACGGUGUCCGAAUCCUAAGAUACAGUUGCGGAUUCGAUUUAGCGUUGAAACACCUGAAGGACCGAGAGAAUGCUCCCUCAAUAAGAGCGUGCUUUCGAUCAAUCGUGGGGGAAUAAUCACUGCCAGGUGUCCGAAUCCUAAGAUACAGUUGCGGAUUCGAUUUAGCGUUGAAACACCUGAAGGACCGAGAGAAUGCUCCCUCAAUAAGAGCGUGCUUUCGAUCAAUCGUGGGGGAAUAAUCACUGCCAGUAAAUUCUUUCAUUCGGACAUUGUCAAGAACAGAUUUCUCCGUCGUGGCUUAAGAGAUGCUCUCACUGUGAGUGCAGAUAUUACGGUUUUCCUGGACUCGAAGACAACCGCC
This is a messenger RNA of Ostertagia ostertagi, 621 nucleotides long. The record is from the annotation of a GenBank genome assembly. NCBI's taxonomy places the organism in Eukaryota, Metazoa, Nematoda, Chromadorea, Rhabditida, Trichostrongylidae.